CUUAUAGUCCCGGCCGAAGCGCGGAAAGCUCUCUUCGCUCCUCCCCCUUCUUCGCAGCGUCUCUCGUUACCAAGGGGAUUAGGCGGCGCCUGCGUAGGAAUGUCUCUGAUUGUAGCGGAGAGACUUGGGGCCUCAAGAAGUAGAAUCUUUUAGGGACUAUUUUUGUGCUGAGAGGGAGAGCUGGGCGCAGCGUUACCCCAGGGGGCUGACGGCAAGGAGCCUUCUGUGGCGAAGUGGGGCUGAGCUGCUGGAGUGGACUAGCCCCUGUGUGUGAACGGGAGAGAGGCGAGGCUGCGUGCUUAGGUCUGGGGGGUCAGUACAGUGCAGCAAGUCCUGCAGUUCCAGAGGGAUCCACCUGAGGAUGGACAUAGGCCCCCCAGAUGUGUUGGAGCGCAAGGGGGCUUUGACUCUGCGCUCGCAUUGCGUACAAUAUGGGAGACCCACCCUAAUGUACCGCUGGCACCAAAACAGAGAGGCUGAACCUAAAGAUUAUGAUAUAAAUGAAGUUCCUUUGGGUUCAAAGAAUUUAUGUCAAUCUACCUACUCGAGAUUUGGAACUGUGGAUGGGACAUGGAUCACCACAUACCAGGAUCAUUUGUCUCAACCGUGUACAAAUAAAGGAUAUAGGGAAAUAGAGAUUCGUAAAUCCAUGCUGAAUGAAGAUAAUUUUGAAGAUGGUGUUAUUGACAGGGAGACUGGGCUGCCCAAAACAGGAGUUGGAGCUGUAUUGCCAAGACACCCUUCAGAUCACUUUCAAAUGUAUCUGGAUACAACAUACCGUAUAGACUAUGUUCCUCCAUAUGAUUAUACGCCAUAUGUUGGAGCCCAACCAGAUGGUUAUUCUAUAGUUCAUAGAAAAUGUCACUCUCAGUUUACUGACACAGCAGAUUACAGAAGACAUGGUAUCAACACAUGGCAAGAUGAGAGUGGGAUAUAUGCUACUGUGGAUAUAAAGCAACAGGUCUUCCCAGUAACUAAUCCUAUACCGUCAAACGUGCAUGAAGAUAAUUUCUAAGCAGUUAUAAUAGAAUCUGAAAUAGACACAUUGUAUGUUAUGUAUUAACUAUUUUCCAAAUAUUCCAAUAAAUAUUUUUUAAAUGCUUGCUACA
Messenger RNA from Mauremys mutica (yellowpond turtle), 1109 nucleotides. RefSeq names its product cilia and flagella associated protein 95 (gene CFAP95). Lineage: Eukaryota; Metazoa; Chordata; Testudines; Geoemydidae. The transcript has 6 exons. The coding region runs from base 362 to 1015 and encodes 217 amino acids. The record is from RefSeq and is a predicted model, not a curated record. Gene Ontology annotation, cellular component: plasma membrane.